Molecule: messenger RNA, 1312 nt
Organism: Manis pentadactyla (Chinese pangolin)
Lineage: Eukaryota; Metazoa; Chordata; Mammalia; Pholidota; Manidae
Gene: MPZL2
Product: myelin protein zero like 2
Exons: 6
Coding region: 204-851 (215 amino acids)
Biological process (GO): cell-cell adhesion
Cellular component (GO): membrane
Source: RefSeq, a predicted model, not a curated record
GGCCCCACCUUUCAUUCCAGCACAGUGCACCGGCGAGCAGGAUGAGUCACAGGCACGCGCUGGUGCUUAGAUUCCCAUAGGUGAGGGGCUGACUCCUCUCUCUGGGGAAUCGCGGUGCUUGGUCUGCCUGGAGAGGCCUCGGCAGGGUGCUGGUGCCCUCCGUCUGCCCGGUCUGGUCUCCGGGGCCAGGACUGGGUCCCCUCAUGGAUGGCAAGGGCACACGGUGGGCCGAGCUGCUACUCCUUGGCAUACAGCUGACAGUUCUUUGGCCUAUAGCAGCGGUGGAAAUUUAUACCUCCCGAGUGGUGGAGGCUGUCAAUGGGACAGAUGUUCGGUUAAAAUGCACUUUCUCCAGCUUCGCUCCUGUGGGUGACGCACUAACAGUGACCUGGAACUUCCGUCCUCGGGAAGGAGGGCCCGAACAGUUUGUCUUCUACUACCACAUGGAUCCCUUCAAACCCAUGAGUGGGCAUUUCAAGGACCGGGUGGUCUGGGACGGGAACCCUGAGCGGUAUGAUGCCUCCAUCAUCCUCUGGAAGCUGCAGUUUGAUGACAAUGGGACGUACACCUGCCAGGUGAAGAACCCCCCUGACGUUGAUGGGCUGAUAGGGGAGAUCCGGCUCAGCGUCGUGCACACUGCACGCUUUUCUGAGAUCUACUUCCUGGCUCUGGCCAUUGGCUCUGCCUGUGCACUGAUGGUCAUAAUAGUAAUUGUGGUGGUCCUCUUCCAGCAUUUCCGGAAAAAGCGAUGGGCUGAAAGAGCUCAGAAAGUGGUGGAGAUAAAAUCAAAAGAAGAGGAAAAACUCAACCAAGAAAAAAAGGUCUCUGUUUAUUUAGAAGACACAGACUAACAUUCUUAUACGGAAGCUGAAGAACAAGAACCCUAGGAUAAGUUGAAGUUAAAGGAGGCUUUUCUUUGGCUUUUACAGUUGGGACCUGUCUUCCCACCAGCUCUGCAACACAUUAUCACAGAAAUAAGCGACAUCCCUUUGGAGCUGGCACAGGGCUCUUCCUGAGCAGAUACCACCAGACUCAUACACAGCCCCAUUACUAAGGUUUUAUUUGAUCUCAGAGUGCGAAUAUUUUUCAAAUGCUUUUGUACACUAAGAAGCUACAUUUUUGCCCUUAAACACUCCCUGUGUUUUAUGACUUGUACACAUACACGUUGGCACCAAGGGAUAAAAAGCCAACUUCUCUGUCAUGACAAUUCCCUGGACAUAUUGGUUUCUUUAGAGCGGCACUCUUGUCACUAAAGUUAAUGUGUUUACUCAUUCCUUCUCACACUCUCAAUUAAAAGGUGAGCUAAUUCUCC